This is a messenger RNA of Vitis riparia (riverbank grape), 1136 nucleotides long. Its product is annotated as syntaxin-22-like. Gene Ontology annotation, molecular function: SNARE binding; SNAP receptor activity. Gene Ontology annotation, cellular component: membrane; endomembrane system; SNARE complex. NCBI's taxonomy places the organism in Eukaryota, Viridiplantae, Streptophyta, Magnoliopsida, Vitales, Vitaceae. The transcript is spliced from 7 exons. Gene Ontology annotation, biological process: intracellular protein transport; vesicle fusion; vesicle-mediated transport. The coding region runs from base 144 to 968 and encodes 274 amino acids. The record is from RefSeq and is a predicted model, not a curated record.
UGAUUUCAUUUUCAUACUGUCGAUAUCCCCUCCAAUUCUCUUUUUCUGCCCUCGAUAUCUGCCCUCGUUAGUCCAAUUUUUCUAGGGUUUGCCGGAAAAUCCUCUCCAAUUUUCCCGAGAAAAAUUCUAGGGCGCGCGCAGAUAUGAGCUUUCAGGAUCUCGAAUCUGGGCGCCCUUUGGCUCAGUCCCGGCGAGAUUACAUCAACGCUAAGCAAGAUCCGACGCAGGCCGUUGCUUCUGGCAUUUUCCAGAUCAACACCGCGGUUUCAACUUUUCAGCGACUCGUUAAUACGCUUGGAACCCCCAAGGACACGUCAGAGCUACGGGAGAAGUUGCACAAGACGAGGCUACAUAUUGGGCAGUUAGUCAAGGAUACAUCUGCUAAACUUAAGCAAGCUAGCGAAACAGAUCAUCGUGCAGAAGUUAGUGCCAGCAAGAAGAUUGCAGAUGCUAAACUGGCAAAAGAUUUUCAAGCAGUUUUAAAAGAGUUUCAGAAGGCUCAACGGCUGGCAGCAGAAAGGGAAACGGCAUAUACUCCUUUUGUUCCCCAGUCAGUUCUUCCUUCCAGCUAUACGGCAAGUGAGAUAGAUGUAGGUCCAGAUAAGAGUCCUGAACAGCGUGCUCUUCUUGUGGAAUCUAGAAGACAGGAGGUCUUGUUGUUGGACAAUGAGAUUGUCUUCAAUGAGGCUAUCAUUGAAGAAAGGGAGCAGGGAAUACAAGAAAUCCAGCACCAAAUUGGCGAGGUGAAUGAGAUUUUCAAAGAUCUUGCUGUGCUGGUCCAUGAGCAAGGAGUUAUGAUUGAUGAUAUUGGCUCCAACAUUGAUGGUGCCCAGGCUGCAACAGCACAGGCAAAAUCCCAACUUGCAAAAGCAUCAAAGACCCAACGAUCAAAUUCAUCUCUGACCUGCUUGCUGUUGGUGAUAUUUGGGAUCAUCCUCCUCAUUGUGAUCAUCGUAAUUGCAGCUUAAUCAGAAAAUUCUCAGAGUCCAAUCAUAGAGCAGACCUGUAAUCUGCUUGGCAACAAGGUGUGGUCUCUUUGUUAAUUUCUUUGGUUUUGAUGUUUUACGAGACAUGCAUGAUGAGGGACUGAAACUUGGCUUCAAUUUCAAGGGAGUAUAUAGUGUUGGUAUCUGGUU